This is a messenger RNA of Phasianus colchicus (ring-necked pheasant), 1596 nucleotides long. Lineage: Eukaryota; Metazoa; Chordata; Aves; Galliformes; Phasianidae. The record is from RefSeq and is a predicted model, not a curated record.
GGGGAGGGGGCUUUGGGGUCUCAGGGCACUGUGGGGUUGGUGGCAUUGGGGACACAAGGGCACAGUGGGGUUGGUGCCCAUUGGGAGCACAGGGCACUGUGGGUUGGGGGCUUUGGGGGGCACAGGGUACAAUAGGGUACAAUAGGGUUGGUGGCAUUGGGGUCUCAGGGCACCGUGGGGUUGGUGGCACUGGGGUCUCCCACACUCCGUGCCUUUCAGGGCUCUGCCAGCUCCUCAUUGUCCCCAUGGGCAUCGCGGAGACGCUCAAAUGGCAGCUGACGUGCGGGCUGGCGGGGGGGAUGGCGUUAGGGUGGGCCGUGUCCCCCCACAUCCGCUGCGCCAGCCUGCUGGUGGUGCCCAAAUUCCUGGGCAAGGAGGGCCGCAUCUUCGUCCUCUCCCUCGUCAUCGCCGCCAUCUUCAGUGGCCCCGUGGCCAACCUGUGGCACAACCUGGAGGAGGUGAUCCGCUCUGCGGGGUGCGUGAUGGAGCUGCAGGUCAACCACAGCCGCCAUCUGUGGAGGGUGACCACGGUGCCACUGAGAGCUGUGAUGGAGGACAUGGUGCGAAGCGGGCAGACUCUGAACGAGGAGACCCAGAGCGUGGGGCGUUCAUUUGUGGGGCUGAACGAGGAGGUGGCCAGCAAGGAGGGCUACGACCUGCGCCACAGCCCCGGCUCCGAGCCCUCCAGCACCCAGAAACUGUAUGAGACCAAAACCAAACUGCGCUGCAACCAGGUGGUGCAGGACGCGACGCAGCGGUGCCGGGAUUGGUUUGACCAGAAGUACCAGGCUUGCAUAGCGCAGAUCGUCGUGCCCAUCAUCAGCCACCUCCUCUGCCUGCCCAUGAGGUUCACCUUCCUCUGCCACAUCGCCAAAGUGAUGCGCAGUUGGUGCUGGGACCGAAUCCCGGUGGAGGGCAAUUUUGGGCGGACUUACGAUACGGUGAACGGUUCCGUCCACAACCUCACCCAACACUUCAGCGCCACGCUGAUCGUCAAGGAGGAAAAACAUGAGAGCCUGGUGGGCAUCGACGCGUCGGCGGAGCAAAUCGUGGAGGAGGUGACGGCGCACGUCCAGCAGCACAGCGCACGGCUGCACCGCGCCUUCUCCUUCCUCCGCCUGCUGCUCUCCUUCACCUUCCUCCUCGUCUUCAUCUCGGCGUUCUCCUACACCAGGCAGUACAACGCGGACAUCACCUUCGACAACCUCUACAUCACCACCUACUUCCGUCAAAUCGACGCCCGUCGCAAAAAACAAAACAAAAGGACGCUGCUGCCGCUGCGCCGCGCGGAGACCCCGGCCGUCAUCUUCCCGUGCCGCAUCGCCAUGCAGCCCCGCGAACUGCAGAGCGUGGUGCUGGAGGUGUUGGAGUGCAUCCCACCUUUGCUGCUGCUUUUGGUCGCCUGCGGUUUGGACCACGCGUUGUGCAGCGCGCUGGGCGUCAUCCGACAGCAUUCCUUCGUGCAGUAUUCGUUCCGAAGCAGCCACCAUCUGUCCGUGCACGUGAUGGGGACGUCGCUGAUGGCUCGGCUGCUGCGGAGCACCGUGGGGUCCCUGAACAGCUCCUCUGAUACGGAAUUGGAGACGUCCAAUUUUG